GGAAAGAGAGAGAGCAAGAGAAUGUUGAACUUUAAGUGUUCACAUGGAGCUUUUUAUACACACCACUGUAGUGUUGAAGUGCUGCAAUGAAGCAGUGGGGUAACAUAUAAUUUCUUUGUCACUGUAACCGAAAAGUACAUUCCAACAUUUUGUUUUAGCUCUAUAUGGACACAGAAGUGUUUUGUGGAAGGUUUUAUCCCUUUUUGUGAUUGGAAUUGAUCCUCAUGUAUGAGCUUUGUCUGUGCUACCAGACAGUGGCAAGGAGAGAGCGGAGGCGCUCCCCCUCUGUGACCACCGGCAGUGGGGAAAGAGAAAGAGAGAAAAAGAGCCAGCACUCUCCUCAGGACAAAACAAAGAUGGAGAUGGUGCGAGUGAGGAAGAAAAGAGCUAAGAAACUUGAGGGUGAAACUAUUUAUAUCAGGCAUAGCAAUUUAAUGUUGGAGGACCUGGAUAAGACCCAAACUGAGAUCAUGCGUCACCACACUAGCAUCAGUGAGCUGAAGAGAAGUUUCAUGGAGUCUGUACCGGAGCCUCGGCCCAGUGAGUGGGACAAGCGUCUUUCCACCAAUUCACCUUUUCGUACAGCAAGCAUCAAUGGCCAGCUCCAACCAGCGUCUCCGGUGCUAAAGACCCAGACAAUCACCAUCUCAGAUGUCACCAACUCCCUGAGAGGAACUGUGACCUACAAGGACAUGCCCCUAGUUCACACUGAGACCAAGACCAUUACAUACGAAUCAGCACAGGUGUCUCUCCCACAGCCGGUGGACAACCUGGCAGAGAGGGACUCAGGAGUGCUGCUGAGUGCCCAAACCAUCACCUCUGAGACCAUCAGCACCACCACAACCACCCAGAUCACCAAGACGGUGAAAGGAGGGAUCUCUGAGACUCGCAUUGAGAAGAGAAUCGUCAUCACUGGAGACACUGAAAUUGAUCAUGACAAGGCUUUGGCCCAGGCCAUUAAAGAAGCAAAAGAGCAGCACCCAGAUAUGUCUGUUACCAAAGUGGUUGUACACCAGGAAACAGAGAUCAGCCCAGAGUAAGAUAGACUGCGCUUUUGGAAGACCUCUCGACUGCCCACACUUCUCCCUCCUUACUUGUGUCCCCAUCACACCAUUUUACCUCAGCACCCCCAGCCAUUACACCCAAAUGCACUGCCUUUUCGACAUGAACCACCAGACCACAUCAGAGGGAACAAGCAUCAACACUGAACUAAGAACUUUAACCUCCAUGAGUAUGGAGUUCAGCAUGAAGGAGACAGAGUCACCAGAAAAUUCCCAAGAACCCUCCCAGUAUUCCCCACAA
Messenger RNA from Lates calcarifer (barramundi perch), 1302 nucleotides. Its product is annotated as protein 4.1. The coding region runs from base 225 to 1040 and encodes 271 amino acids. Gene Ontology annotation, molecular function: actin binding; structural molecule activity. Lineage: Eukaryota; Metazoa; Chordata; Actinopteri; Centropomidae. Gene Ontology annotation, cellular component: cytoskeleton; plasma membrane. The record is from RefSeq and is a predicted model, not a curated record. Gene Ontology annotation, biological process: cortical actin cytoskeleton organization. The transcript has 9 exons.